Molecule: messenger RNA, 14317 nt
Organism: Dictyostelium purpureum
Lineage: Eukaryota; Evosea; Eumycetozoa; Dictyosteliales; Dictyosteliaceae
Exons: 5
Coding region: 178-14286 (4702 amino acids)
Molecular function (GO): ATP hydrolysis activity; ubiquitin-protein transferase activity
Source: RefSeq, a predicted model, not a curated record
GAUAUAGUUUCUUCUUUUUUAAAAGAUGUCAUUUCUGAUCUUCAUAAACCAAUCCCCAGUUUUUUGAGAGUAUUGUUUCUAGUUUUUGGUUGCAAAAAUAUACCAGGACUCACUUUAAAGAAAAAAAAAGAUAUAGAACUUUUCAAAGAACUCUUCAAUAAUCAAAAUGAUUACUAUAUGACUUUAAAAUCAAGUAGUUAUAACAAGAUUAUAUUUUUUGACUUUUCAUUUUUUAAAGAUCCCAUAGAAUUUUUAGAAAUGUUAAAAAAUAAGCCAAGUUUAUUAAUUGAAAAUCAAAAUCAACUGGAAGUUUAUUUAAAAGAACUCAUUAACAUUAAUGAUAGUCAAGAUAUUAUUGCAGAGAUAUUUCUAUUGGAAGGUGAAGCAACCAAGGUGUGCCAAAAAAAAAUAUCAGAGUUUAUUAACAGAAAUUUAAAAUCCUUUGCCAAGUAUUCAUUAGUUAUGCCUGAAGAGCCUUCAUUUAAUUAUGUCAUGGAUAGUUAUAUGAGUGUCUCAAACAAUAUUACAGAAAUUAUGACCAUUGAAAACCAAUUAAUUAUCAAACAGGAAAAAACAAAGAAAUUUUUUGAAAAGUACUAUCAAUUUUGCCAAUUUGUUCUAAAACAUUCAAAUGGUCAAAAUUUAAUAUUUAACUCAUUUCCAAAAGUCCUUAAAAAAACAUUAUUAUACUCAUUAUUGGCCCAAUCGUUUUUAGAAAAUAUCCUUAAUCAACUUUCAAGGGAAAAUAUUGACAAUCAUUCAUUAUCUCUUUUGAAAGAUAUUAUUGUGGAUUCUAAUUGGAAAGAGCUUCAAAAUGAAAAUGAAAAUUUAAAAAAAAAUGUAAAGGUUUACGAAACCAAAAUAAAAUCACCAUAUUAUUUAAAAAAGGAAGCUGACAAAUAUUCCAAUGAUCUCGAAGCUUUAAAAAAAAUAGAAUUAUAUCUUUUACGUACAUUUAAUUUUCCAAAGCUAGAGCCCCCAGAAGGUUUAUAUUUAAAAGAUAAAUUAGAUCUAUACAAAAACCAUAUUUGUACUACAAAAGUACCGGGAUACAAAGAGCCACUCAGUCAGGAUUCAAUUGAUUCAAUUUUCUAUUUUGAUAGUCAGUCUUCACAAUUUUUUAAAAUAGUAUUCAGCCAUUUUAAAGAUAUUGAUAAAAGUGUUAAUUUAAAUCAAAUAUGCAAAGAAAGUUUAUCAUUUUUAGAAUAUCUAAUGAAAAUGGAUACAAACAAAUUAAAGUUAAAUUGUGAAAUGUUUAAGAAAUUAUCAAGUAAUGAAAUUGAUAUCACCAAGGAAAUUAAAAUCUUUUCACAAUGGUUCAAAUUAGAAAAUCUCCAACCUACCAAAUUACAGAAAUUUAUUCAAGAAACCAUCUCAAUUUUUGGUAUUCAAACAAAUAAUGAAAUGUUAUUCAACUUUUUCGAUAAAUUUCAAUUCAUCAAUAUUACCGAUUUACUAGAAGCUCAGGACUCAAUCGAGAGAGAUCUUCAAUUUAUAAAAAACAGUUCUGAAGUCAAAUAUGAGGAUACAAUUAACAUUAGAAAAAAAAUUGAAGGCGCCAUUGGUGGUCUAAACUAUAGUCAUAUCCCAUUUUUUGACAUUAUCAACAAUGAAUUAAUUGAAUUCUAUUCAUCCUUCAAAGAUUCAAACGAUUUCAGAGAAAGAAAUAGAAUGAUUUCAACUAAUUUAACAGACACUCUCAGCUCAAAUCUUAUUGAUUAUGCCGUAUUAAUCCACGGGGUUGUUUCUCAAAUUGUAGAAGAUCACAAGAGAUUUAAAGAAUUUGAAGCCAAUGGCACCAAAACUCAGAGCUACACUUUUGGUCAAUAUUGUGCUCUAAUGUACCAACUAUUAAGAACUCAUGAUAUGGAAGAUAUCAACAAAAAGAUUAGAUUUUUACAAGACAGCUUGCCACAAUUAAAAGCAUUAUACAGCGGUGCCACUAUUAGCACUUUUCUUCCAACUCUUAGUAAGAUUCUGAUAGAGUCAGAAUUUAGAUCAACAAUGUCAUCAUCUAGUUCAUCAUGGCUAAUUAAAGUUGAUGGUGUAGAAUAUAACAGGGAAACAUUGGAUGAUUAUUUAAGAGGUUUAACAUUGGCUAAAAUUAAUGAAAACCAACGUGGUUGUGUAGAAGAGUUCCAAACUUUUUAUGAAUUAUUAAAUUCAAUUCACGAUAGCCACAUAACACUUAUCAAGAUGUUCCACAAUGAUUAUUUAGAAAAAAGAAUUUCUUUUCCAAUUGGUCGUGAUCAUAUAGAUAGUAUAAUGGAUCUUUCAAAGAAAUUAAAAAAUGAUAUUAGUAAAUGGACAGAUUUAAUCAAUUCUUUUUCACCAAGAGUUAGACUGUUAAGAAAUCAAGGUAUCUCUUCAUUAAUUACCAAAUUAAAUUCAAUAGAUCAAGACUCUCCGACAGAGGAAUUAGUAAAAUUGGUUUAUCCAUCUAUCAAAUUUUGUUACUCAAAGAAUGCAGUAAAUGUAGAUUAUGAAAUGGUUAAAAGGGUAAUCUCAGAGAAUGAAGAAACCAAAGUACUCAAUAGGGAACUUACAACAAGAGAUUUUAUAAGCACAUUAUUUGAUUUGUUCGAUAAAGAACUAGUAGAUUAUGACGAUUUAGAAGACGAACAAAACGAAAGUGGACCAAUAUUUUACCAUAUCGAAAAUAAAGAAACAUUAGAUCUUUGUAUCACUCAAAUGAAUGAUUUGGUUUUCCCACAUCCCAAUCAAAUAUUUUAUGGCAAUAAAUUUACUUUUGAAGCAAAUGAUUUCUUUUAUUUAUUAGAAAACCUCAAAGAUAGAAAUUUCUUUUUGGUUGGCUUACCAUUUAAAAAAGAUAGUUUAUUGUCAUGGUUCAGCGAUCACUAUUCAAAUCAAACAUUAUCAAAUUUAUCAAGAGUCUACAUUAUCUCUUUUAAUAGAUCAGAUAACUUUACCGAGUUUUUAAAAUCAUGGGAGGAUCCAAUCGAAGUCAAGUAUGAACAAUUAAAAGAAAGUUGGAAUCAAUCAAACUCAAAGAAUGGAUGCGAAUCAUUACAUAUUUUAAAUGGUGAAUUUGGUAGUGGUAAAACUUUGUAUGUUGAAGAAUUAAAGAAACAAAAUAUAAAUUGUCUUUUCUAUAGAUUAUCAGUUAGACCAAAUACAAACUAUAUGGAUUUCAUACAUUUUAUUAAACAAUCAACUCAAGAUUCCUCAAAAGGUACCAAGAAUAUAUUAUUACACAUCAAUAUCUCACCCUACAGCAAUUAUUUAGAGUUUUACACAUUCAUAUAUCCAUUAGUAACAUUUGGCUUCAUCUUUAAUGAAUUCAAUGGUGAAAUUAUUUGCAUAUCCGAAUCAUUAAAUGUUUCAAUUUAUUUUGAAAUUGGUACAUCAUUACCAGAUUCGCAAUAUGGAAAGCCAAAAGACAAUUUGUCACUACUCUAUCAUAUUUCAAAUGCAAUUAAAUACGAAAUUCCAUGGUCCUAUAGAAAAGAAGAAAUCAAAUGUAUAUCUUAUUCUCAAACAACUGCCAAUGGUUUAUUCUUCAAUAAGAAACCACAAAUUACAGAUCAACUUUAUCAAACUUCACUAGAUGACUACUAUGGGCUCAUAGAAAAAAUUUAUGGUGUACAUAUAAAUUUUCUUAGAGAUAAUAGAUUUAAACAGUAUCAAAAGAACUUCUUUUUACUCUUAAAUGAAAGAUUGGAGUUUUUAGAUAAAUAUUUAGAUUAUUAUUGCUAUACAUCUCAAAUGGGUAUCAAACUCAAGACAUCACCAGAAGAGUUAUAUCGUUUCUUUGUUAUUGAAGCUGUAAAAUUAGCUGAUCCAAAACUCUGCUCAACUAAAAAUAUUUGGUCAGCACCUCCAAUAGUCAUCAUUAGAUCAAUUUCGAAUUUCAUUGAUGAAGUUAAUAGAAAUAUAGAAUUACCACAAGUUGAAUUUGUUGAUUUUAGAACCAAAUCGGAUUUACUUGAUAAAGUAGAAACACUAUUCACCAUAGAAAAAGCUUCCACCAAUACUCCAAUGUUUUGUGCCGCUCUUUCUCAAAGUUUUCAAAUUACUGAUAGAACCUAUAUAGUUUCAAAUUUAGCAAGACAAUAUGGUUAUAUUUUAACACCAGAAUUUUCACUCAGAUUAUUAAUUCUCCAUGAAAAAAUCAAAAAUCAAAAAGCAAUUAUUUUAAAUGGUGAUACUGGUGUUGGUAAAUCUUAUAUACUUUUAUUCUAUUCUUCAGUUAUCAACGCAAGAAUUAAUGAUUUACCAGACAUUCUUUUUGACCUAAAGACUUUCUUUGAUAAUCUAAUGAAAGAGUUUCCAACAGAAUUUACUGAACAUUUGUUCGAUCCAGAAAUUAGAGAAAUUAUUCAAGUUGCAAAUAGAAUUACAAAAAUUUCACAAGAAGUUUCCAAUCGACUAUUUAAUCAAAUUUCAAUUUUCAUCACAUCCAAAAUUUUAUCAAACCCAUUAAUUCAAUUAGAAGAGGAUUCUUUCCUCUAUAAAAUUAAAAACAAUCAACAACUUAUCAACACUUGGGAAAUAUUAGAACACUCACUCAAAGCAAUAGGAUCUCUUAAAUUUAGAUGUUUAUUUUAUAGAUUAAUAAUGCACGAAAAAUAUGAUAGUAUACAAUUAAAAGAAAAAAUUAAAGAAUUAGAGAAAAAUGCUCUUGAUAUAUUCAAUAUUAAUAGCUCAUUAAGAAUGGUUGUAUUUAUUGAUGAAUUCAAUACCGCCCCAGAAGACUCAUUGGCCCUUAUCACAGAACUCUUUAUUGAUGGUACUUUGGAUGGGAAAGCAUUAAAAGUUAAUAAUAUAUCAUGGGUUGGUGCAAUGAAUCCAAAAAUGAAAUCUCAAAAGAUAUCUUUAGAUUUUACUGGUCAAGAAACUUUAUUCUCUGCUCAAGAUUUCAUUGUCAAAGAUCCUCCAGCUAGUCUUCAACAAUUAUACUUUGAUUUUGGUGAAUUUAAUGAAGUAUCGGAACGUUCUUUCUUGGAUGUACUUUUCAAAAGAAAAAAAGAUUUACCACAAAAACAGUUAAAUCAAUUACAGGAUUGUAUUUUAAUUGGUCAAAAUCACCUUAGAACUAUUAAUCAAUAUCGUACUCAUGUUUCAAUUCGUGACAUUAUGCGUGCAUUAGAUCUUUAUAAAUUCUUUAUGGAGGAUCCAUGUGGAAGUUCUUUAAUUCAAUGUGGUUCACUUAGAGAUUUAAACUUUGAAGAAAAACAUUGGGGUGCAUUAAUUUCAUCAAUGUACUUAACAUAUAUACUAAGAAUGGAAACUGGAAAAAACCGACAAACUAUUUUAAAUAGAUUCAACGAAUACUUAAAACAACAAGACCCAAAUCAAAAUAUUUCAAUGAGGGAAAAAGAUCCAUUCACUCUAUUAUUUAGAAAUAAAUAUAAAUCACUUUGCAGCAAAUAUAUUAAUUUGCCAAAUGGUAUUGCAAAAACAGAAUCUUUAAUGUUAAAUAUUUGGUGUUCGAUUGUUUCAAUCAAUUCAAAUAUUCCUUUACUUAUUGUAGGUCCACCAGGUUGCUCAAAAACCCUUUCAUUCAGUUUGGUUUUAGAAAAUAUUAACUCUUCAAUCCAAAAGAGUAUCAAAUACUCACCAUUAGCACAUAUUCCAAAUACAGAGCCAUUUAGAUAUCAAUGUACAGAGCAUUCAUCAGAUAUUGAAAUCAAAACUAAAUUUGAUCAAGCCAUUAAUCGUGAAAAAGUUAUGCAUGCAGAAAAAUAUAAAUGUGUUGUAUUUAUUGAUGAAGCAUCAUUAAUUAACGAAAACUUACAACCAAUGAAGGUCCUCCAUGACUAUUUAGAUAAAGUUGGUAAUAAAACUGGAGAAUCUAAAGAUAAUAUCGGUAUUAUUAUUUUAUCAAAUAAACUUUUAGAUGCAGCCAAGACUAAUCGUAUGAUGGUAUUAAUUCAUCCAAAUACCAUGAGUGAAGAUGAUGAAAAAGCUUUGGUAAAUGGUUGUCUUUAUAAUAACAAAGAAGAAUUAACAGAAGAAGAAGAAAAAAGAUGCGAUGCCUUAUGUAGAGCUUAUAAAAGAGUUAACGAAUUUUCCGUAUCAACUAAAAAAAAUCUAUUCCAUCAACGUGACUUUGUAUUCUUUUUAAGAUUCCUCAGACGUCAAAUAGAUAUGGAAGGCAAACCCUUUAAAGAAGCAUUAUUAGAAUCAUUAGAAAGAAACUUCAAAGGUAUUCCACAUGACGAUUUUAAGAAUUUAGUAAAACUAUUCUUUGAAGAAGUUGGCUUACCAACAAUUGAAUCGUUACCAGAUAAUACAAUUCAAAAUAUUAAGAGCUCAUUAUCCGAAAAGAUGCUAACCAACCAAAAUCCAAGUACAUUAACAUUUAGAUACACAAUGGUCAUUGAUCCAUCAGAAAAUGAAUCAUCAAUCUCUAUUUUAAAUGAAAUUGGAAUUAAAUCUAAAAUUGUUAGAGUAGGUGGAUUUGAAAAUGACCUUUCAGAAGAAUCGCUCGUAGAAUGUGUAUCACAAAUCAAAUCCUCAAUGGAAAAUGGUGAUACUGUUGUUUUAAUCAAUAGUGAAAAGAUUGACUCUUGUUUCUAUGAAGUUUUCAAUCGAUACUUUUCAUUGAUGCCAUCCCACGAUAAUAAAGAUAAAAUGGAUUUUAUGGCUAAUAUUUCAUUUGGUACCCAUUCAAUCUUUUGUAAAGUUCAUCCAGAUUUCAAAAUUAUUAUUCAUAUGCCACUAUCUAGGUUAAAGAAUACUCAAUUACCAUGGUUAAAUAGAUUCGAAAAGUAUUGUCUUUCAAUUGAUUUACUCACUCAAGAAGCUAUUGAAAAUAACGAAUCAUCGAAAGAACUCUUUGUUAAUCUUUGUGAAUAUUCAAAACAUUUUGUUAGUACCCUACACGAAAAAGCCUCCAAGAACUCUUUAUUGGUGGGCUACUCACAAACUGAAACUAGUUCAAGUUUAAUUUAUCAAUUUUUAAAAUCACAUCUAACUGGCUAUAACAAUGGUAUGUUUAAAAGAAAUAACGAAAUUUUUGAUCAACAAACAUUAUUCAACUUCAAAAUUUUACAAAUCGCUAAACCAGAGUCAAUUAUUCGUUGCUUUGACUCAAUACCACAAAACUAUUUAUUAGAAUAUUUUAUUAAACAAGAACAUUUCAGCAUAAUUAGAUUUUUAAAACAAUUAUUUAAAUCAAGAUAUUCAUUAAAAGAAAACCUUUCAAAUAAAUGGACAAUUUUUACAAGAUCAUCACUUUCAUUGUCUUCAUUAAAAGAUAGUGACUUAUUAAUUAAAUUCUUUGAAGAGAAUAUAGAAAUCUCAACUCAAAAAUAUAAUAAAAAACAUAAUCAAGAUGAUUCUGAAGUUGAAAUGGAUGAAGAUGAAGAAUUUAUAGAAAUAGACUCAAAUGAUAGCGGUGAUGAAAUUAAAAAAGAAUUUGAAUCUUUAAAUUUAAAUCAAAACAAUGUGGAUAUUAUCAAAAAGAAAUCAAUAAAAAUUAUUCAACUAAACCAUUUACAAUCAAGUAUAGAAUGUUAUAAAGAAAUCGAAUCAUUCAAAAACUCUGACAAAAUUGUAUUAAUUGUUAUAGCCGAUAUGAUCAAUUGUAAUCAAAAUCAGUUAAAUUAUAUUUUCGAGCUACUCACAAAUUUAGAUGAAAAUAAAAUGUUAAUAACAAUUUAUCACUACCCACCAGAAUUUUCAUUAUCAAACCAAUUAAAACUAAAUUCAAUUUUCUUAAAUAAUAUGGAAUUUAUUUACAUAGACUCAUUAGGUGUCAAGUUUGAAAAGGAUCAAGAUAAACUUUAUGAAAGUACAAUUGAAGAAGAUAUUAGAAAUUGGAUUGCUCAUUCUUGUAAUGUUAAAGAAUUUGAUUCAUCUGGACAACUUUUAAAUAAUCACUAUAAACCAGUUAGAGUAAUCUUGAAAGAAAUGUUCUUUAACCAACUUAAAUCAAUCGCCAAAGAAAUUGUUUGCCAUAACAGUCCCACAGUCCAAUUAAGAGGUGGAGUAAGACAACAAAAACCUCAUCCAUUUUAUUUAGAUAGUAAAAAGAGACAAGAUACUCUUUUGGAAAUUUUCGAAAACAAUCCACAAUGGUAUCAAUCCAUUAUCGAAAACUUUUCAAAUCAUUGGUUAAAUCAAAAGAUAUUCAUUAGAAUUCUUUUAAAUAUCUCUCAACGUAUUCAAAAUGGCAAAGAAUCACAUUCAUUCAUUGAUGCCAUUAAAAGCUCAAUAACAAACUAUCUUUAUCCAGUUACCUCAAAUAUUAUAAAAACAAUUUGUAAUUACAACUCCAUACCAACUAUUUUAGAAAUUAUUGAAAACUCUGUAAAUGAUAAAGAAAAGUACAACUUAAUCAAAAUUUUCAUUAAAACAUGUAAAAUUUCAUAUUUAUCAGAAAUUGGAGUUGAAAGAAGAUUAGAACCAAUUCAUUUAAAUCAACCAAAAACUUCAACCAAAUAUCCAUCACUGUUCCCAUUAUUUGACCAAUUUGAAUAUCAAUUCACUUUGAUUUUUGAUAAUAUUGUUUUAGAAUCGGAAAAGAAGAACUCAAAACUUAUCUUUGGUCAAUUAUACGAAUAUAUUGUGGGUCACCCAAUUCUAGAUCUUAUCAUCUACAUUUGUAAAUCUGAUCACUUAUUUGAAGCCUUUAAACAUGACUUUAUAUUUAGAAGCUUAGCAAUUGGAAUCGAACUAAAAGAAAUAUUCAUCAAAAUUAUCGAUCUAUUAUUACCAUUUUCUUUAAAGACUCAAGAUCGUAUUCCAAAUAUCUCGGAAAAAGAAUUUGAAAAUCUUCAAAAAAUUUUACAAUACUGGAUCAUAAAGAAUUAUAAAAUCGAUACCAUCAACUUUUUAAAAAAUAUUAUUUCACCAAUUUUAGAAUUACCAGACAAAGAAACCACACUUUUUAAAUGUUAUCGAAUUAUAAAAGAAUCAGAAAAUAUUGAUAUGGAUAAUUUAAAGAAAAAUUUUACUUUAUUAACAAUCGAAUUAUUAUGCAAUCAAAUAUUUAAUUUAACAAACGAAAUUAAUCAAAAAGAUCAAAUCAAUGAUAAUAUAGAUUCAGUUAGAUCAUGGAUUAAAACUAUUAGAGAUUUAUUUAAUAAGAUUAGUAUUGAACAACUAUUCUCAACUAUAGAUAAUAAUAAAGAAAUUCAAGAUUUAAUUUCAUUUGUAAAUUCCUGCUAUCAUAUUUUAACUCAAUACUUGGUCUUAUCAAAUGAUUUAACAAAUGAAAAUAGAAAUAUAAUUAUUCAAUCUUUAAAUCUCUUUAAAACAUCAAAUCUUCACAAAUUAAUGAUCAGCUUUGAAUUAUUAAAUCAAGAACUAUUUAAAUCAGGUUGUAAUGAACAAUUAUCAAGCUCAACAAUAUUAGAAAUUAUCAAGCCAUUAAUUAUAAUUGAUGAUGGAAAUUUAGAAUCAUUUAUUACAAUAGCAAACAAUGAAGAUAAACAAUUCAUCAAUAUCUUACCACAAUCAUGGAGUUUAAUUAUCAUUAAAGAACUAAUAAAAGAUGAAGACAAGAAAGAUCUAUACCUUUAUAAAAUUCUCAGUCAAUUAGAUAAAUCACAACUAAAAACAAUUCAUAGCGGUCCAAUUACAUAUUUCUCUCAUAAAGAAACUAAAGAACUAUUAUUAGAAAUAACUCCAAAGAGAAUAAAUGAUACUGUGGGCCUUGCUAUUAAUCAACUGUAUCCCAAUGAACCUUUAGUUGAUAUUUUAUAUCAUAUAGCAUUUGAAGAAUAUAGUCAAAGAUCAUUAAAAAACCCAAUUAAUAGCUUGAUCACAGAGUUUAAUAUUUUAUAUAAGAAAUUUAAUAGAUUCGAUUUUGUUCCCGAAAAUAAUGAUCAAAUGGAAAUUGACAAUCAAAUUAAUGUUAAUAUUUACGAAAGAAUUUCAUUGGUAGCAUUAUCAUGUGUAUUCUUGGAACAUUUAGUCUCAUUGAUCAAUAAUAAAGGCUUAGAAGAAACCUAUAAUACCAUACAUAAAAAAGAUAUUCAAAAAGUAUACUCAACAAUUUUAAAUAAUAACAAUAUAAGAUCAAACUAUCAAUUGCUUCAAAUUUCAAUAUACCACGUUUACUUGUUCACAAGAAUUAUUCAAGAGAAAACUUUAUUAGACUUGUUCCAAUCAAAUGGUCUCUUGGAGGAACUUUCAUUAAGUGCUUAUAAAAUCAAUAACAUAAAUACUCAAGACCAUUCAUUCCACAUGCCAUUCAUCUUUGAUAACUAUUAUAAAGAAGAAAACGAUUGUUUCUCUGAUUGUAAAUACUUUAUUGAACAUUCAAACUUACAUGAAUUCAAAAAUAUGGUUAUAAACUGUGUAUUACCAAAACACAAAGGUCUCGUAAGAAUGGUUUUGUUCCUUCUCUCUUAUUAUUAUAUUUACCAUGGAAGAACUGACAAAUCAUUUAAAAAACAUAGCGAAUUUAUCCUUAAUGAAAUAUUAGUUGAUCAAGCAAUUGUACAACAAUUAAAUCUUGCACCAUACAUGGAAACCUAUCACAAAAUUUUAAAACAAAAUUUUAAUCCACAAGUUUACUUAAUAGAUAAUAUUUUAUUAUCAAAUAACAAAGAUGAACAAAAAAUUGCAAAUUUAAUUAUCAACUCUAUUUCAGUUUCAAUUGGAUCAGAGAAUACACAUUUAUCUCUAUUCACAAGAUCCAAAAUGCCAGGUGAUACUAUUGAUCCUUUUAUUCAAAAUCUCUGUAAGCCAUUUCCAGGUUGCCGUCAAAAUACAUUAGUGGAUUGUCAUGCCAAAUAUGAAACUUACCACGGCCAACAACUCGAUCAUUUUACAACAAUAUCAUCUACAUGGGGAAUUAUGGCAUUUAUUGCAACGAUAAGACCAUAUGAUUUCAACUUUUAUAAAGGAUUACAUUUUAUCAACUAUCCAUCUGAUGCAGCCAAUCCAUCAAAUUAUAUUUUAAAUCGUUCGUUAGUUGCAAUAACAGAGGUCGAACUAAAUCCAGAACUAAAGGGAUUACUUAUUGACCAUUCAAUGUUCCUUUCAAACCAAAUAUUUUCAAUUUGGAGAGAAUCAUUCAAUAAUAAUCCCAGUUUUAAUAAUAUAUUUGGAAACCAUGAUGAAGUUAGAGCAUAUGAAGCUCAAUUAAAUAGAAUAUAUACCAAUACAAAGACAGAAUUUAAUUUAGUUAAAACCAGAUACAUGGAGAAAUCUCUAGCAGAAAGCAAAAUUGUUACCAUUAUUCAUAAACUAAGAAUAAUCUACACAAAUUAUUUCUCAUCAUUAAUACUUCCAUUAGAAUCAGUUCAGUUACUAAUUACUAAAACUCCAACUGAAGAAUAUCUUACAAUUAGAACAUUUAUAAAUGAAAUUGAAAAAAUCUGUAUAUCAAGAUACUUCUCAACACUUAUUCAAUUCCUCGACACAUUUUAUCAAUUUACUUCAAAUAUUUUACCAGAAGAAUAUUUAAAUUUAUCAGUUGAAGACUGUAUUAACUAUCUCAUUGAAAAUCAUUACGAAACCCAACAAUCAAUAACACCUCUCAUAAAUAAAUUUGAAGACCUUAUAAAUGUAUGGGAAAUUAUAAUCGAAAACCUAUCCAUUGAACUUUGUCCAAGAGCUGCCCAAUUCGAAGCUACAAUUCCAUCGAUUCAAAAAGAUACUCCAUUAGCAACUAUUAUUUCAAGUGAUCCAACAUCAAUUGGUUGUAUUGUUAGAGUAAUCGAUAAUUGGUUAGAAAAAACUCAAGGUAGAAUUAUUAAUCUUACAACUACAGGAAAAUUACCAGAAGAAAUACUAAAACUUAUAGAAAGUUUUGAUAUAAAUAACAAGAUUGAUAUCGCAGAAAUUCCAAUUGAAAUAGGUAGUAAUAAUCUUUUAAUAGGAGCCAACUAUACACCAGAUGAAUUUUAUGAUUUCUAUAAAACUCAACUUUCAAAAUAUUUCUCCCUUAACAAAAAUGAAUUUGAAAAAUCAAUUGAUUGGUCCUCAAUUCAAAACAAUUUAGUAUUAAACUAUAUUUAUGGUAAAGUUAUUUCGAAUCAAUUAAAAAGAUAUAAAACAGUAUUUAAAUUUAAAAAACAACAUCAAUAUACUCAACAAGUUCAACCACAACAAGAACAAGAUAAAGAAAAAAUAAUUAAUAAUAUAGAUAAUAAUUUAAUUAAAAUUGAAAGAUUAGAACCAGAAUUCAUUAAAGAAAUAAAAGAAUUAGUUGAAAAAGUAUUAACUUUACAAAACUUUAAUGAACUUUUAGAAGAAAAAAUUGAAAUUAAACUUAGAACCAAAUUUAAAUCAAGAUUAGAUCAAGAUCAAUUAGAAAUUAUAGGUCGUUAUAUUUUACAAAUUUUAAUAUCAAUUUCAAAGAGUGAAAACUUUAAUGUUAUUAGAGAGAAAUCAUUACUUGAAAUAUCAGCAUUCCUCUCAGAUAAAAAUUCUCAAUUUAUCAGUUUAGAAAACUCAUUUAAAGAACAUUUACCAGCAAUUAAAGUAUCAAGUAUAUUAUCGUUGGCUGACCUAUUCAUCAAUAGCUAUUUAGGUUUCAGAUACUAUUACUCUUCCAUCAUCAAAGAACCAAUUCAACCAAAUAAAGAUCAUAUUUGUAAAUUUAAAACAAUUUAUGAUUUAAUUUUAGUUGAUUGUGAAGUUGAUAAAAAGAAACGUACAAACGAAUGGAUUCAAUAUUUAUGUCAGUUUAUUCAAAUAGCAUCAUCUGAAAACUCUAAAAGAAUUAUUAAAGACUCUCAACCUGACUCUCCUCUAUUAUCUCUUUUAAAUAGAGCUCAACUAAAAGAUUUAGAAUCCCCAUCAACAAAAGUUGUACUCAUCCAGCUAAUUCCACCUGUUACACUUAACUACUAUGCUACUUUAAUGGGCACACUUCAAGAAACACUUUCAACACUUUACUUUAAUAUGGAAGAAUUAGAUAAAAUUGAUAAUUCAAUCGUUUUUAAAGAACUAACAAAAGAAGAUUUACUCAAAACAAAUAAAAGAAAGAUUAAUAGUAGAAGUAUUACAAAUAACAUAUUAAACAUUAAUGGUAAAGAAAUUGAUGAUGAAAAUUUAAAGAUUAAAAUAUUAACAAGUCAUAAUGAAAAUUACCUUACAAAAAAUGUUGAGGUAAAGAGUAAAGACGAAGAGGAUAAUGAAGAAGAUCCAACAUUAAUUAAAACAUUAUUAAAGAACAGCGAUUCAAAUGGAAUUAUAUUUUUAACAAAUCUCUUUGAAUGGAUUAGAUUCCUUCCAGAUAAUUUGCUAUCCUUCACUCAAAUAGAAAACUCUCUUGCUCUCUAUCCAAUACUCAAAGAAUUUUUAGAUAUUUCUUCAAAAAAACUAAAAGAACCAUAUGACAUCAAAAAAAUAUAUAAAGAAUUUUUAAAUGAAAGUAAAUCACUUAGAAAUGAAUCUAACAAGUCAAAUCCACUACCAUCCAAUAUUUUAAUUUCAUUACUUUCUGUAAUUGCAAAUAUUUCUCCAAAAGAUUCUUUUGGAAAAAUUUUUACUGGCACUUUGGAAAUAGUUUGUGCCAAAUGUAACCAACCAAUUAAAAAGGAAUUAACUCAAUUUAAUUUACAAUUCAAUAUUAAAUUAACUUCAAAACUUACUGAAACUGUUAAAACAACUCUUUUCAAUUUAAUCAAUUCUACUGACGAUUGUAAAAUAUGCAUGAAAACCAUACCAACAAAAUCAAUAUUAAAAGAAGCUCCAACCUAUCUAUUUGUUAAUGUUGAUAGAUUAAAGAAUAACGAUCUCUCUUUCGAUGAAUUAGACUAUCCAUCUGAAAUCUCAAUAGAUUCAUUCUAUAAAACUGAUGUUUUAUUUUAUGAAAUCGAUUCAGUUAUGAUGUCAAAUGGUGAAUAUUCAUCCUCUCAUAUUAAUUAUAAUAAUAAUACCCUUAGAAUCGAACCAAAUAAAAAAAUUAAAACUAUAGAAAGAGAAGAUUUUAUCGAAUUUGAAAAAAGAAACUCAAUAAUGAUUAUUUACAAAAAACAGCAAACCAAUCAAAAUAAAUCUAAUAUUGACAGUGAUACUAAUAGAAUGGAAGUUGUAUAUAAUACAGGUAAUUCAGCUUAUAAAGAGAAUAUUACAACACUAUUAGAUAAACCCAAAAGAAUAGAUGCAGAUAACUCCUCAAACAUCUCUAAAAAAGAAAUUAUCGAUAAUAUUGAACUAAACGAAUCAUUUGCAACAUGGCUAAAUGAACUUCAAAUCAAUUCUAAAGUACUUCAAAUGAUUUCCAAAGCUAUAGAAGAAAACUUUAUUACAAGCUUUGAAACUGCAUUUAGUAUAAAAGAAGAUGAAUGGAAGGAUAUUAUUAAACCCUCUGGCCCAAGAGCUUUAUUCCUAAAAUAUUUAGGAAACUUUAAUUAAAAUAAAAUAGAUAUAAAAUAUUUUUUUAAAU